GAGCGGGGGCGCGCGUGCGCAGUGGCGCGGGGAGGAGCAGGGACCUGGCAGCGGGCUCUGAGGCUGCGAGCGAGCCGCGAACCGGGCGGGCGGCGGGCGCGCGCACCAUGGGGGAGAAACCGGGGACCAGGGUCUUCAAGAAGUCGAGUCCUAACUGCAAGCUCACUGUGUACCUGGGCAAGCGGGACUUUGUAGAUCACCUGGAUAAAGUGGAUCCUGUGGAUGGCGUGGUGCUUGUGGACCCUGACUACUUGAAGGACCGCAAAGUGUUUGUGACCCUCACCUGCGCCUUCCGCUAUGGCCGCGAAGACCUGGAUGUGCUGGGCUUGUCCUUCCGCAAAGACCUGUUCAUCGCCACCUACCAGGCCUUCCCGCCGAUGCCCAACCCGCCCCGGCCCCCCACCCGGCUGCAGGACCGGCUGCUGAGGAAGCUGGGCCAGCACGCCCACCCCUUUUUUUUCACAAUACCCCAGAACCUGCCCUGCUCCGUCACCCUGCAGCCAGGCCCAGAGGACACAGGGAAGGCCUGCGGGGUGGACUUUGAGAUUCGAGCCUUCUGUGCCAAAUCGGUAGAAGAGAAAAGCCACAAAAGGAACUCUGUGCGGCUGGUGAUCCGAAAGGUGCAGUUUGCCCCCGAGAAACCCGGCCCCCAGCCUUCAGCUGAAACCACACGCCACUUCCUCAUGUCUGACCGGUCCCUGCACCUCGAGGCGUCCCUGGACAAGGAGCUGUACUACCAUGGGGAGCCCCUCAAUGUCAACGUCCACGUCACCAACAACUCCACCAAGACUGUCAAGAAGAUCAAAGUCUCUGGUAGGAGGUGGGGGUUGGAAAAUUGCCUGAAGGGAGGGAGUUUCAGCCACAGGACAUACCCCAGGGCUGGAGACCCCGGGGGGCUCAAGGAAUGCAGGCUGUCCCAGGAUGGGGGGGUGGGGGGCACAUGUCCUCAGGCAGGGAUGCUAAAGGGCCAGGACCUGGGGUCCUUGCGGGGGGGGGGGGCGCGGGCUGGAGUUGGGUGGGCUGCUGUCUACACUCCAUGCAGAGCUGCUUGGCCCCGCCCCACAGUGAGACAGUACGCGGACAUCUGCCUCUUCAGCACGGCCCAGUACAAGUGCCCCGUGGCUCAGCUCGAACAAGAUGACCAGGUGUCGCCCAGUUCCACGUUCUGUAAGGUGUACACCAUAACCCCCCUGCUCAGCAACAACCGAGAGAAGCGCGGUCUCGCCCUGGACGGGAAGCUCAAGCAUGAGGACACCAACCUGGCGUCCAGCACCAUCGUGAAGGAGGGUGCCAACAAGGAGGUGCUGGGAAUCCUCGUGUCCUACAGGGUCAAGGUGAAGCUGGUGGUGUCUCGAGGCGGAGAUGUCUCCGUGGAGCUGCCUUUUGUUCUCAUGCACCCCAAGCCCCAGGAGCACAUCACCCUCCCCAGACCCCAGUCAGCUGCGCCAGAAACAGACGUCCCGGUGGACACCAACCUCAUUGAAUUUGAUACCAACUAUGCCACGGACGACGACAUCGUGUUCGAGGACUUUGCCCGGCUCCGGCUGAAGGGGAUGAAGGACGAGGACGGCGAAGACCAGUUCUGCUAGGCGGCGGCGGCAGCGGGGGGCGGCUGGCAGAAGGGAGUGGAUGGUGCUGGGAGAGGGAGGGGCAGGACCGAGACCCCGCUGGCACCGGGGGCUCCAGCCUCUCUUCCCCUGCCCUCCCCUCUCCCUGGGCGGCUGCCGCGACCAGCCCGCCUCCCCCUCCCCACCAGAGACGCACUGGACCCAUCUCUUGGGGAACAUGGGCAUUAAUCUUUCCACGACAGCUGGGCUUCCCCAACCCCGCAGCGGGUGGCACGCUGUGUUCAUACCUAAGUUUUGUGGAGGGGCCACUGGAGAGGCGUGACAGCAGGGAAAGGGGGAGGACGAGCUCCCACAUUCAACCUCACCCCGACACCCCUGCCUGUCACCACCUCUGCCUCCCAUUCCUUCAGGAUGAGACCCUCUGGGGGGCAAGGCCACUUUGUUUCUGAGGCUAAAGAAGAAAAUAAACCUUUUAAUAGGCA
Messenger RNA from Sus scrofa (pig), 2050 nucleotides. The record is from RefSeq and is a predicted model, not a curated record. NCBI's taxonomy places the organism in Eukaryota, Metazoa, Chordata, Mammalia, Artiodactyla, Suidae.